UUUGUUUACAGGGACUCGUAUGUAAUACCCAAAUAAAAUUCAAGCCGCGUACUGUCAGUAAUGUACAAAAACAUAGACAGAGCCGAAAACCUGUGCUGGGAGGGAAGUCGACGCGAUUCAGCAAAUAACGACCAGUUCCUGGCGUAAUUCUGUAUUUUAAUUCUCUCUUCGAUCCUGAUAAAGUUACAGGCAUAUCAGCAGAGUACCUGGAGUUCCUCAGGUCCUUCUCCUCCAGUGUCAUUUGACGCGUCAAAUGAAAACAUUUAUUAGAGGCUGCCCCAACAGUAACUUGGUUAUCAUCUGCCAAUACUAAAUAUCAAAAACAGACCGUUAACUCAGCAUCUCCAGUAGAGAAUUACUUAAACGUUUGAGGCUUCCUCGCAGUAUCUGGAAACAAACGCCGUAUUUGUACCUGCAUUCACUCACAGGUCAAUUUCAGGAUGCGGCUAUUUGGACACAGCUAGCGCGCGGUUCAUCUACGUUAACGUUACUGAUCUGUAAAUUGCAUAAAACAAAUAAACGCAUGGCAAUAAUAGCGGAAGUGUGUUCGUAAGUCGCUUUCAGGCUAUAGAUGUAAUAGCAGAGGAAGGAGAGCCUCAUCUUCAGAGCAGAGAAGCCGGGAUCUAGAGUCGGGCCAUCAUUUCCGGGCUACCGAUCGCCGGUAGAGUGGAUCGGGACGCAGGAGCGCGGGGUACGGGGAGCGGAGCGGUGUCCGUGUCCAUACCGAGACUGCUGGACGAUAGCAUGGCCGCCGGGAAGGCAGCGAGCAAGCCGUCUCUCUGGCAGAACGAACGGCUCCGGUUCAUCGUGUGUUUCUGCGGAGUGUUCGUGUGUUACUUCUACUAUGGGAUACUGCAGGAGACAAUCACGCGAGGAGACUACAGUCAAGCGGGGAAGAAGGAGAAGUUUCGUUACGCCACCACACUAGUCUUCAUCCAGUGUGUCAUCAGUGCUGCUUUCGCCAGACUCUUAAUCCAGUUUUUUGAGAGCUCAAAGCAGGACCACACGAGAAGCUGGCUGUAUGGCAUGUGCUCUCUAUCUUACCUGGGUGCCAUGGUGUCCAGUAACUCGGCCCUGCAGUAUGUCAACUACCCCACACAGGUGUUGGGAAAAUCCUGUAAACCAAUUCCAGUGAUGAUUCUGGGUGUCACAAUCCUAAGGAAGAAAUAUCCCAUGGCGAAGUAUCUGUGUGUGUUUCUAAUCGUCACUGGGGUCGCUCUCUUCCUCUACAAACCCAACAAAGGCUCCAGCACAUCAGAUGAACACACAUUUGGCAUUGGAGAGAUGUUGCUGCUGCUGUCUCUGACUCUGGAUGGGCUGACAGGUGUAGCUCAGGACCACAUGAGGGCAAGGUACCAAACGGGAGCCAAUCACAUGAUGCUGAACAUCAACAUGUGGUCCACACUGGUCCUAGGAAUAAUUGUGCUUUGGACAGGGGAGGUGUGGGAGUUUUUGUCAUUUGCUGACCGCUAUCCUGGCAUCGUCUAUAAUAUCGUCCUGUUUGGUAUCACUAGCGCUCUUGGACAGACUUUCAUCUUCAUGACUGUGGUGUAUUUUGGGCCGCUCACUUGUUCCAUCAUCACAACGACGCGGAAGUUCUUCACCAUCCUGGGGUCUGUGCUGCUGUUUGGGAACGUCAUCAGCACUAUGCAGUGGUUUGGUACCAUCCUCGUCUUCCUCGGCCUUGGACUGGAUGCCAAAUUUGGAAAGUCUCCUAAGAAGACGACACACUGAAGACUGGAACCCUGUGUGUGUGUGUGUGUGUGUGUGUGUGUGUGUGCGCAGGCGCACAUGUAUGCCUGCGUCUGAACCCCUGAGACGAACAUAGACGUUUAGUCUAAACAAUUUACCACACUAACUCCAUCAUUGGUGUACUUAAGAGAUGAUGUUUUAGCACUCAAAAUAUUGUUAUUAUGCUGAUGUUCUGAACAUUUAAUUAUGGGAUAUAUUUGCCCAUCAUCUCGCAAAAUGGUAUCCAUGGUAACAGAGGGACAGUGCAAAUGUGUGUCUGUGCCUAAUCAUAAUCUGUCAUGCUCAUAAGGCGAAAUCAAAAAGAUAAAGAUCCAAUUUAAAACUGGAUUCUAUAAAAGGUAGACACCCCUCAGCUGAUUGUACUUCCUGGAAGACUCCCUCCAGCAAGCCAACCACUGAAUUUAACUACCACAAUUCGUACUUUUGACACAUUUCUAUAUAUAUAUAUAUAUAUAUAUAUACCUCCUAGACAUUUGAGAAGUCAGGUGUGCUCUGCCUAAACUGUAGUCUUAAUUUAGGCAGUGAAUUGUUAAAUGUCUGGUUGUCAUUGCAUUCCCUCAAAAAAUGUAUGUGUGGUGUUUACUUUGUGUAUAUAAUGCACAAACACCUGUAUAGAUGAAUUAUUUGUCAAAACAUGGCUUUUUCAUACCAGAUGUCAUAUUUAUAUUCAUGUGUCUCAUGUGUCUUGUUUGAAGUCAGCAAAACAAAUAUUUAGAAAGUGGACAUUUUUUACCAUGUCAGAAUAAAAAUGGAAUUUUAUAGA
Molecule: messenger RNA, 2515 nt
Organism: Onychostoma macrolepis
Lineage: Eukaryota; Metazoa; Chordata; Actinopteri; Cypriniformes; Cyprinidae
Gene: slc35b1
Product: solute carrier family 35 member B1
Exons: 9
Coding region: 745-1734 (329 amino acids)
Biological process (GO): UDP-galactose transmembrane transport
Cellular component (GO): endoplasmic reticulum membrane; Golgi membrane
Molecular function (GO): UDP-glucose transmembrane transporter activity; UDP-galactose transmembrane transporter activity
Source: RefSeq, a predicted model, not a curated record